Messenger RNA from Colletotrichum fioriniae, 1320 nucleotides. RefSeq names its product Phosphatidylinositol transfer protein sfh5 (gene sfh5). Gene Ontology annotation, biological process: Golgi to plasma membrane protein transport; regulation of exocytosis. NCBI's taxonomy places the organism in Eukaryota, Fungi, Ascomycota, Sordariomycetes, Glomerellales, Glomerellaceae. Gene Ontology annotation, molecular function: phosphatidylinositol transfer activity. Gene Ontology annotation, cellular component: cortical endoplasmic reticulum; cytosol; plasma membrane. The record is from RefSeq and is a predicted model, not a curated record.
AUGUCUGCCCAGACCACCGACACGCCCGUCGCGGCGCCUGCCCCUGCUGUUGCUGCUGAGGCCCAGCCGGCCGCCGCUGCACCUGCCACAGAGUCGACUUCGGUCGACGCUCCCGCGCCCGCCGCCGUUGCUGCUGCCACCCCUGAGGUCAAGCAGGAGCAGAAGACUGAGCAGCCCGCUGCAGCUGCUGCUGAGAAGACGGAGGACAAGGCUGAUGAGAAGGCCGCCGCUCCUGCUGCCGAGAAGCCCGUUGAGAAGGCCCAGACUCCCCUGUCUUCGCUCUUUGAGAAGCUUCCCGCCAUCUUGGCUGAGGCCAAGCACAACGAGAUGUGGGGUGUGCAGCUCUCCGACGACACUCACGUUCCCACCACCGUCGUCCUCCAGAAGUUCCUUCGCGCCAACGACGACGAUGUCUCCAAGGCUGCUGACCAGCUCCAGAAGGCUUUGAUUUGGCGUCGUGACACUAACCCCGGCAAGCUUCUUGACGAGGUCUCCUUCGAUGCAAAGAAGUUUGGUGAUCUCGGCUAUGUCACCACUCACAAGGACGCCCAGGGCAAGGAGAUGAUCAUCACCUGGAACAUCUACGGAGCCGUCAAGGACAAGAAGGCCACUUUUGGCAACGUCGAUGAGUUCAUCAAGUGGCGCGCUGCCCUUAUGGAGCUCAGCGUCCGCAAGCUUAACCUCGAUAAGGUCCAGACCGCCAUCCCUGAUGGCGGCGAGGACCCCUACCAGAUGAUCCAGGUUCACGACUACCUCAACGUCAGCUUCCUCCGCAUGGACCCCGCCGUCAAGGCCGCCUCCUCUGAGACGAUUAGAGUCUUUGCCAUGGCCUACCCUGAGCUUCUCGUCCACAAGUACUUCGUCAACAUCCCCGCGCUCAUGGGCUGGGUCUUCAAGGCGAUGAAGGUCUUCCUCGCUCCCAAGACCAUCGCCAAGUUCCACCCUCUCGGCUAUGGUUCCGAGUUGGGCGGAGAGCUCCCGGCCUACAAGGACUCGUUGCCCAAGGACUACGGUGGAAACGCUGAGGGCAUCAAGACCACCGGCCAGACCGUCAAGUUCGCAGAGGCUGAGGCCCCUGUCGAGAAGCCCGCGGCUGAUGCUACUCCUGUUCCCGUCGUUGCCGCGCCUGCUGCGACUGAGACCCAGCCUACCGCCGAGGCUCCCGCGGUCGCUGUCAGCGAGCCCGGCGUCGCUUCUGAGCCCGUCAAGGCUGCUCCUGCGGCCGCCGAGGCUGAGAAGACUGAGGUUCCCACCGUCGCCGACUUGAGCAUCAAUGACAAGACCGAGGCCAAGGAGGAGGCCAAGACUGUUGCUGCCUAA